Brassicogethes aeneus is the source of this 1931-nucleotide messenger RNA. NCBI's taxonomy places the organism in Eukaryota, Metazoa, Arthropoda, Insecta, Coleoptera, Nitidulidae. The record is from the annotation of a GenBank genome assembly.
GUGGCACUUAAAAAACCGGAGGAUUUGAUAAUAAAAUAAAUUUUGAUCAUUCCCGUUCAACCCGCCGCAUAAACAACAUCGCAUCGGGGUUGAGAAACAGUUUUCAAAAAACAGUUGAAAAUGUCUGAAAAAAAGGAAUACGAGUAUGGACCGGUCGCGACCAAUGAGAACGGAGCAGAAGUAGACGCUGUCAGAUUUAACACCGAAUCCAACGGUGUUACGAUUUUGUCGCAAAACACGAUGGUCAGUCAACAGAACCACAACUCCCAGCCGGGUGACAAAAAGUUCCUCUAUCUAGCAGCAUGUGCAGCAAAUUUAGCCGCUUUCACUUGUGGGCAAGCGUUUGGUUGGACGUCUCCGGAAAUCCCCAUCCUAAAAUCAAACGGCACUGAAAAUCCAUUGGGCCAACCCAUCAACCCGUCCCAAGAAGGAUGGAUCGGUUCGUUUUUGCCCCUGGGGGCUAUGCUCGGCCCCUUUGCAGCUGGAAUGGUGGCCGACUCUCUGGGAAGAAAAAAGACAUUGUUGGUUGGAACAACGCCUUUUUUGGCCACUUUUUUACUAGGAGCGUUGGGUGGAAGCGUCAAUAUGUAUUAUUUGUCAAGGUUUUUGGCUGGUUUGGCUGUUGGAUGUAUUUUUACUGUGCUGCCGAUGUACAUCGGUGAAAUUUCUGAUAAUGAAACUAGAGGGCAGUUGGGCUCCUUCAUGCAACUUUUUAUUGUGGUUGGUUUACUGUUUUCCUACGCUUUGGGGCCAUAUCUACCCUUUGCAACUUUCAACUACAUCUGUUUAGGAAUUCCAGUCGUUUUCCUCAUAUAUUUCUUCAUGCGUAUCCCGGAAAGUCCCUACUUUUUGGUGCUUUCUGGAAACUGCGAAGCCGCCAUUGAUUCCUUGGUGAAACUGAGAUCGAAAUCAAGAGACAGCGUCCAGAAAGAAAUCGAGGAGAUCAAACUGGCUGUGGACGAUGCCACUACCAACAAAAAAUCAUUCUUCGACAUUUUCAAGGAAAGAAGUCUAACCAUGGCCCUAGUGAUUUCAGUGAGCUUGGUUGCCCUGCAACAAUUCUCCGGUAUCAACAUCGUCCUAUUCUACGCUCAAGACAUCUUCACAAACGCUGGCGUGUCUCUCGCUCCGGAAAUCUGCACCAUUUUGAUCGGAAUAGUACAAGUAAUCGCCAGUGGUGUAACCCCAAUGUUGGUCGAGAGAAAAGGCAAACGAUUCCUACUCUUGCUCUCUGCAGUUGGUAUGGCGAUCUCUCAGGGAGCUCUGGGAUACUUUUUCUACGUCAAAGAUGGCGGAAACGACGUCUCCAACUUAUCCUGGCUACCAGUUGCCAGUUUGGUUCUCUACAUCAUCGCCUACUGUCUUGGUUUCGGACCAUUGCCAUGGGCUGUGAUGGGCGAGUUGUUCCCAGGAGAAAUUAAGGCUGCAGCUUCGACUGUCACAGCUUCAGGCUGCUGGUUGCUGGGCUUCCUGAUCACCAAGUAUUUCAACGUGGUGACCGAGUUAAUCGGAACUGGAGGUUCCUUCGGAUUUUUUGCAGCUUGCUGUCUCUUUGCAGCUGGUUUCGUAUGGAAGUGCGUGCCAGAGACGUCUGGAAAGAGCGUACAAGAAAUUUUGGACAUUCUUGGCGGAAAUACAAAAGCGUAAUUUAUUGAUUAAAUAAAAUGUUUACUAAGAAAAUUAACAAAUUCCUUAUGACUAAAGUCACGUGAUACUUUAUUCCUAUUUUAAUUAAUAAUAAUUGAUUAUUUAUUGUUGUAUUGUUAAGUUUGUAAGAUUUUUUUAGAUUGUAGAAGGUGCGUUUUAAGCACUAUGAACAAAUUUUUGCAUUACGUACAAUUUUAUGUAAGAUUAACUGUAUUUGAUUUGUAUGUAAAUAAUAAACAGUAAUUUAUUAUAAAUCGUGUUUAAUUUUUAAAUUUUUAAUUUUA